Molecule: messenger RNA, 3583 nt
Organism: Oncorhynchus keta (chum salmon)
Lineage: Eukaryota; Metazoa; Chordata; Actinopteri; Salmoniformes; Salmonidae
Product: BDNF/NT-3 growth factors receptor-like
Exons: 16
Coding region: 49-2433 (794 amino acids)
Biological process (GO): cell surface receptor protein tyrosine kinase signaling pathway; protein phosphorylation; multicellular organism development
Cellular component (GO): signaling receptor complex; plasma membrane; axon
Molecular function (GO): brain-derived neurotrophic factor binding; ATP binding; brain-derived neurotrophic factor receptor activity
Source: RefSeq, a predicted model, not a curated record
AGAUUUGAUCAAUAGCCUACGGUACUGUGUGAUAUCGUUGGACCUGCGAUGGGCUACAACGUAGGGGGAUAUGGAAUGGCUCGCUCUGGAAUCUUUAUCGUGUUGAUGGGGUUGUGGAGGUUUAGCUCUGCUUGCCCUGCAUCCUGCACUUGCAGCAUCUCAAGGCUUGUUUGUAUCGAUCCUGACCCAGGGAUCGAGGAUUUCCCUAUCCUUACGUUAGAUGACAUGGAAAUGGACAUCAACAUCACCGAUAUAUACAUUGCAAAUCAAAAUCGACUAUUUGACAUUAAUGAUAACAGCUUGAAGUACUACUCGAAUCUCAGAAAUCUAACUGUGACAAAUACGGGACUGACUUCUAUCUCAUCAGAAGCCUUUUUCAACAAUACAAGACUUCAAUAUCUGAAUCUGAGAGACAAUAACUUGUCAACACUGUCCUGGAGGACAUUCAUAAACUUAAACAUGACAUCUUUUCCUCUCCUGUCUGGUAACCCUCUGGAGUGUGUAUGUGAGAACAUGUGGAUCAAACUGAGGCUGCAAGAGGACAUUGACAGUUCAGAAAGUCAACAGCUGAAAUGCAUAGACGACCUUGGAGUGAGGAGGGCCAUCUCCAGAUUAAUUCUCCCUGAUUGUGAGACUCCCGCAGUGGAGGUCAGUCCCUCUAUCGUCACAAAGACGGAGGGAAGUGAUGUCACAGCAGUGUGCAGUGCAACAGGGUCUCCUGCCCCUGAGAUCUCGUGGAAUUUGGACACCAUCUUCACCAGCUAUGAGGUCAAUGUCUUGGAGCUGGAAAGCAAUCUGACACUGUCAGGUCUCUCGCCUUCGGACAACGGCAGAGUGAUUACUUGCAAUGUGGAGAACGUAGUCGGCCAAACCGAGGCUUACCUCCAACUCAACAUCCUCUUUUGCCCCACAAUCCUGGAGCUGCUGGAGCCAUUGAGACUCCACCACUGGUGUAUCCCUUUCAGUGUGACUGGGAACCCCAAGCCCGAGCUGCAGUGGUACCACCAGGACCAGGAGCUCCACGAACAAGAGUAUAUCAAGACUGAGAUCCACAAGAGCCUUGGAAGCGUUCACCACGGCUGCCUGCAGCUUGCCAACCCGACUCACAUCCACAACGGGCAGUAUACGCUGGUGGCCAGGAACGAGUUCGGGGAGGACCAGAAAGUAAUUGACGCCCACUUCCUGCUCCCACCAGACGAGGGCGACUAUCCCUCAGACUCACCACUACCCCCAAUAGAUGACAGUGUUGCAGUGUACGUAGUGGUGGGAAUCGCUGGUGUGGCAUUAAUUGUAUGUGUUCUGAUGGUGAUCAUUCUGAAAUACGGAAGAAACUCUAAAUUUGGGAUGAAGGGCUCCUCCUCCUCGGUCAUCAGUAACGAUGAUGACUCUGCCAGUCCUCUUCAUCACGUCUCAAACGGCAACAACACCCCGUCGUCCUCGGAGAUGAGCCACGAUGCGGUGAUCAUUGGAAUGACAAAGAUCCCUGUCAUCGAGAACCCGCAGUAUUUCCGCCAAUCUGGCAGCAUGCUGAAAUCGGACACAUUUGUCCAGCACAUCAAGAGACACAACAUUGUGUUGAAGCGUGAGCUGGGAGAGGGGGCCUUUGGGAAGGUGUUUCUGGCUGAGUGCUACAACCUGACUCCAGAUCAGGACAAGAUCCUGGUGGCAGUCAAGACGUUGAAAGAGGCCAGCGAGAGUGGCCGUGCUGACUUCCACCGGGAGGCAGAGCUGCUGACCAACCUGCAGCACGAGCACAUCGUCACCUUCUACGGCGUGUGUGUGGACAGCGACCCGCUCAUCAUGGUGUUUGAGUACAUGAAGCACGGCGACCUCAACAAGUUCCUCAGGUCCCAUGGUCCUGACAUGGUGCUGAUGGCUGAUGGGCAGCACAGCCUGAUGGUGGAGCUGACCCAGUCCCAGAUGCUGCACAUCGCCCAGCAGAUUGCUGCAGGCAUGGUCUACCUGGCCUCCCAGCACUUUGUCCACAGAGACCUGGCCACACGCAACUGUCUAGUGGGAGAGAACCUGCUGGUCAAGAUUGGGGACUUUGGAAUGUCCAGGGACGUGUACAGUACCGACUACUACAGAGUGGGGGGUCACACCAUGCUGCCCAUCCGGUGGAUGCCUCCUGAGAGCAUCAUGUACCGGCGGUUCACCACGGAGAGCGACGUCUGGAGUCUGGGCGUGGUCCUCUGGGAGAUCUUCACCUAUGGGAAGCAGCCCUGGUACCAGCUCUCCAACAAUGAGGUGAUUGAGUGCAUCACCCAGGGGCGCGUGCUGCAGCGGCCGCGUUCUUGUCCAAAGGAGGUGUACGACCUGAUGCUGGGCUGCUGGCAGAGAGAACCCUACAUGAGACUGAACAUCAAAGAGAUCCACAGCCUGCUCCAGAAUCUGUCCAAGGCCUCGCCUGUCUACCUGGAUAUUCUGGGCUGAGUGAGUCUGAUCGGCUGUAUUUGUGUAUGGGAUGGAAUGAGGGUGGAGUUGUGUGCGUACGAGCGAGCAUACUGUUUGUAUGGGUGCGAAUAAGGGUGGAGUUUGUGUGUGUGAGCAUACUGUGUGUGUGUGUGUGUGUGUGUAUGGGUAGGAUGAGGGUGGAGGUGUGUGUGUGUGUGUGUGUGUGUGUGUGUGUGUGUGUGUGUGUGUGUGUGUGUGUGUGUGUGUGUGUGUGUGUGUGUGUGUGUGUGUGUGUGUGUGUGUGUGUGUGUGUGUGUGUGUGUGUGUGUGUGUGUGUGAGCAUACUGUAUGUGUGUAUAUGGGUAGGAUGAGGGUAGAGGUGUGUGUGAGCAUACUGUAUGUGUUUCUGUGUGCUGACUGUGCUUCUGCCUGCUCAUCACAUAGACAAAAGCCUUACAUUUGAUUGCCAUUUCCUUUCCUUGUCCAUUUGAAAAUACUCUUAGGACCCGUUUCUCAAACCCAGAUUAAAAGAAUCCUGGAGUAGGCCCAAUUCUGGUUUAUAUAUCAAGAGCAAAAAAUAGGAUAUCAUAAACAUCAGUUAACCUUGAAUUACAUACUCUUGGACUUUGACGGGGACUUUUUAAAUAAUAGUCAAAGAAUAACUUAAUAAUGUCCAUGAAACCAAAUGAUCAGUAAUCUUUAUUAAAUUGUAAUUUAGUCAAGGAGUAGGCCAAGGCCUCCCGGGUGGCGCAGUGGUUAAGGGUGCUGUACUGCAGCGCCAGCUGUGCCACCAGAGACUCUGGGUUCGCGCUCAGGCUCUGUCGCAAAAGGUCCGUGGGGCGACACACAUUUGGCCUCGCGUCGUCCAGGUUAGGGAGGGCUUGGCUGGUAGGGAUAUCCUUGACUCAUCGCGCACCAGCGACUCCUGUGGCGGGCCGGGGGCGCAGUGCACGCUAACCAAGGUUGCCAGGUUCACGGUGUUUCCUCCGGCACAUUGGUGCGGCUGGCUUCUGGAUUGGAUGCGCGCUGUGUUAAGAAGCAGUGCGGCUUGGUUGGGUUAUGUAUCGGAGGACGCAUGACUUUCAACCUUCGUCUCUCCCGAGCCCGUACGGGAGUUGUAGCGAUGAGACAAGAUAGUAGCUACUAAACAAUUGGAUACCACGAAAUUCGGAAGAAAAAGGGGACAACC